Molecule: messenger RNA, 5145 nt
Organism: Cryptosporidium ubiquitum
Lineage: Eukaryota; Apicomplexa; Conoidasida; Eucoccidiorida; Cryptosporidiidae
Exons: 1
Coding region: 1-5145 (1714 amino acids)
Source: RefSeq, a predicted model, not a curated record
AUGGUUUAUAAAAAGAAAGAGCGAGAAAAAAAUUUAAUCAGAUGUUCACUGUUUUCAUUGAUUUUACUAGUAAUUUUAGAAAUAUCUGUAUUUGGAGAAGAGAGAAUAUUAUUCAAAAAAUAUUUAUCUGGGCUUAAUAAAGCUGAUCAAGGUGGCCAUUUAGAUGGCAGUGAGUUAAUUGAUGCAACUACAGAUCUUAAAUUCAAACAAAUUUUGAUAGAGAGAACAUGUGGUGAUAAAGGGACAGAUUACUCUAAGGAAGGGCUAAAAUUUGUCAAAAAUAAUCUGGAAGAGUUUUCAUUAAACGAGUAUUACAAAUUAAAAUCUUUGAAUAAGUUACCAAAAAUUUAUUCUGGAAAAAAUGAAAAAUUAAUGCUUAGAUCCUUUAGAGAAGGGGAAAUUCUGGGGUCACCAUUAAGGCUAAGAUUGAGAUUAUUGAAAGACGAGUUUUCUAUUCAAAUUAUUGAAGAUGAUUUUGGCAUUUUUUCAGACGAACUCGAUAGCAAUAUUAAUAUCAUUUAUCCCAGGGUAAUGAAUGAAAUCAGAUAUACAGUACUAUUGUGUGGUGGUGGUUUAAUUACCAUGCUACCCGUCAUACGAUAUAUAAAAUCCUUAAAUAGCUAUGGAGAAUAUAUCUCUAAUGAUCCCAUAAUUUUACAGGCUAUUGGCAUUUAUGAGAGAGAAAUGACAGAAUCUAGACGCAGGAGUGCCAAAAUUGAAGCAAAAUAUCUAACAACAUUGCCGUAUUCAGAUGAAAUAUAUACUGGAAAAAGUAUUAAGGGAGGUGGUCUGAUAAUUGGAAUAUCUGACUCUAUAGAGGAGGAAAAGAACUUAGUGACUGACAUUCAAGAUAAACAGAAUUUAAAUGGUGAAUACCAGGGAGCAGUUCUAGGAUUAAAUAUCCGUGCAAAAGAAGAUUUCUUUAAAAAAAACAGAGAAAACGCCAUGAAUUAUGCACAAGGGCAUUUUGUAUACAACUCAGUAUUUGAUUUUGAUUCUCCUAAUGCAUUAUUUACUGUGCUUAAUGAGAAAUUAUCUACUUUCGAAAAGAUUAAUAGUGAAUUUAUUAGCAAUGGUAGAAGCACAAUACCUCACCAAAUAACUAGGGCGGAUUCGAUUAAGAAUACAACAAUAAAUAGAAUCAAAUCGAGCUUGGAGACACUUGAUCGUGAUUUAAAUGAGUACACUUCCGAAGGAUCAAUUGAACCUGGCUCUCUUGAGCCCAAUACCAAAAUGGGUGAAACAAUUUUACCUGGUGCUGAUCCACUCAAUCCAGAAAGUAUUAUCAUUGGAAAGCGAAUUAGGCCAAAUGACCAAAUAUCCUCAGGAUCAAUUGAAAAAGCAACAAUAAUUCCAGAAUCAAAGCUGAAGUAUUCAGAACUUGAACCUAUAAAAGGAUUCCCAGUAAAUGAAAAAGUUAACAAAGUAAUAGCUGAAAUACUUAAAGAGCUAGACAAUGAAAGCUAUCUUGAUGAUUUAAUUAACUUAAAAAAUUCAAAAGUUUAUGGUGAAGCUUAUAGAAGAUUCCCUGCAUAUAUUUCCCAAAAAAAAAUAAUUCCUAUUAGUGAUCAAGCAUACGUUUUUUGGGAGUCUUUAAGACUAUCGAAUAAUGUAAUGGGGAAGAAACAUGGUAUUACUGUUUCUAAUUUUCCAGAAAAAGAAAACAUACCUGGUGAUAAAAUUUUGCCAAAUAAAAUACCUGUAACAGGUAAAGAAAUUACCAAAAGUUGUUAUAGAUUAAUAAGAUAUUUUCAAAAAAGUGGGACUCCUUUUAUUUUCAGGAUUGCAUCGAAAAUUCAGGGUAGUAAAGAUUAUAAUGUAGAUUUUAUUGAUCCAGUAGAGCCAGAAAAUAAUAAAAAAUAUAAAUUGUAUGCAAAAAUGUUUUGCAAUCAAAUACUACCGGAAAUUUUUGUAUACACAUUCCACAAAGUAUUUGAACUUCUCAUUUCUAAACGAGAACAAAAAUAUUUCAAUGAAUUGGAUGAAAAGAGAUUGGAGCUUGAAGUUCAGCAGAAGGAGGCAGAAGCAUUAAAGAAGAUACGAGACUCUGUUAUGUCAAGAGUGCAUAUUACUCCUUAUAUUAUUGAAAAACCAUAUGAAAGAUACUUUAACGCUUGGAGAAGAAGCUUUGGGUAUAAUGGAUUUAUUUUUUAUCCUCAAAUAAAAAUUUCUAUAUUAGAAAAAAUGUACAAUAUUGUUAAGUUUGGCCCACAAGUCAUAGAAAAGAAAAAGAAGAAUGCUUCACCUGAUGAGGUCAAGAGUUCUAUUUCAAAAGCUCUUGUAAGAAUUAUUGACGAAUACUUUGCAUCAAUAAAUACAAUGGAUUUAUUCUUGCAUAGAAGUCAAGUCGAAGAGUUCCUUAAUAAGAUAUUUUCGAACUUAUUUAAUAUUUCAAUGAUUGAUUUAAUUAAAAAAAUGCCAAUUACCCCCGAAAUGGAUAUUAAAAGUCAUGGGAGUAGUUUGGAAAUAAAGGAGUUAUUUGUAAGUUGUACCGAUUACAUUAAGGCAAUAAUCAAUUUUAAUAAAAAUAUAAAUAAAAUAACUGAUGAUUUGGAUCUGGAAGGCAAACUUGGUAAAAAUAACAGCAAAAAAUCAAAUUCUAAAGCUUCCAAAAGAGAUUUUUCAGUAGAAAUCAAGUUCCUUGAAAAUGGGUAUGAAUCUGCAUGUAUGUUUUUAACUAAUUUGUUAAAACCAAACAUAAUUGAAUACUCUUUAUUGAUGGGAUUAAAUGAGAAAAUCACAAAAAAAGUAGAGAAAAUUAAAAGUUCCUUUAUUCACCAAUCGUUGACAGAUAGCUCCAGUACAAUUCCCUUUGAAUUAGGAUUGAAGAUGUUCGAAAAUAGCUAUAUGGAUGUUUAUAAAAGGGUUUGUGAGCAACAUGGAAUAUUGCAUUUCAUACCAGAAAAUGAAUAUCAAUAUUUUGACUCUUUCCCUAUGUUUAAUGAAAUGUCUAAACUUACUCGUGUUGAAUUGACUUCCAACACCAUUAAUUUUUCGGAAAUUGAACAAAUAUUUUUGUCUGUAUUUGAGAGUAUUAUAAAAUCUAAAAAAGAUGGUAGAAGAUUGGAAUUAUUUAAUGAAAAUAUUAUGGCAACAUUUAUUUUUGAAAUUUUGAACGAAAAGAAUGUAAACACUCCAUCGGAAAUAAAAUCUUUACCACCUUUCUCGGUGUCACAUAAAUAUCCUUGGUCACCUUUUUUUAACAAAGGAUUAAAUCAAUGGUGUACAAGUAUGAUUAAUUCUCUUGUUGAACAAAAACUGUUAAAAAACGCUAAGGAUGAUAAAGUUUUUGAUAAAAAUGAUAUCGAGCCAAUAAUUAAGUCAACUUGUAAGGAAGAAGUAUUACUCAGAAUUCGAAAUAAUAUAGAGUACGAGGCAGAUGAAAUUUUAAGGAGGAACUUUGCCUAUCAUCUAGCAGCUUCUUUUGUCUAUUGGCAUUAUUAUAUUCCUUUACCAAAAUGGAUUUUUUUCGAGAAUUGGGAAAGCAUAUAUUCAUCCAAAUCAACGAUUAAACUUUCGGAAGAACCUGAAAUUAGUUUAGUUACUUUCAUUUUAUUUAAAUGUAUUGCAGAUCUAGAAUACACAAGAAAUACUCCGAAUGGAAAGGAAAUGCUGAAAAUUAGAAGAGACCUAUCAAAUAUAGGAGGUAAUAGUGCACCAAGAAACAAAGCAAAUAUGGCUAAAUUAAAUUUAUGGAGUAACACUCCAAUUAAGUCGAUUGAUGGAGAAAGAUUAAGCUUAGCAUACUUCUUUUUCCCUAAUGUUAUUGGCAGAGAUAUUAUUGCAAAGAUUACCCCGGAAGAUGUUCUUGCUUUUACAGGCCCCCAUGAUAUAUUUUGGGUUGGUGCAGAUGAGAAAGAAUUUCUCCCUAUGUGCUUGAAUUCAAUUGAAAAGUUAAAAGAAUAUUUAAGUUCAAAGAAGUUAGAUUCUAACGAAGAAAUAAACAUUUGGGUGUCUGAUGAUGUGAAUUCGAGAGAAUUAUUCUGCAGAGAUAUCGCUGGAAGGUUCUUUUAUCCAAGAUCUUUCACAAACAGUGAUUCUGAGUUACCAAAAGAAAUUAAUUCCAAACAAGUAUUUUCUAUAGAAAGGCUUAAGCUAAGAAGAUCACAGUGGUUAGCAAUUCAAGAAGCAAUUAGAAGAAGAACUGAAAAGGAGGAAAACAAAACAGAAUACCAGGGUGGAGGAGACCAACAACUAAUUAGCCUGAAUGUUUAUUCAAGUUUCGUUGUUGACUUUCAAGAGUCUGAUGAACAGAUUAAUCCUGGAUCUUUUAUGAAGAAUUGUAUUGCUGCUUUUGAUACUGCAAUGCUAUUUCCGGAAGGAAGUCCUUAUAAGUUAAAGAUACUGAACAAACCAAAUGAGACAAUUAGAGAUAUUUGCGAUGAAUCAAUGAAAUUAUUCUAUUCAUCUGCAGUUCCAAUGGACUGGGAUGAGCAACAAUCUCAAUUCAAUCCAAUAUCUUUGGAUGAUAUUUACUCAGUUUCCAGAAUAGCUCUAGCACAACAUAAUGUAAUAUCUGAGCAAAUAAAUGAACAAAAUGAACUAGGAGAUUACUCGAUCAGAAGCUCUGAGAGAUUCAACAAUUUAUUUUCUUCCUUGAUAAGAAACAUUGGAGUUUCUGACUCCACCUCUAAAUUUAUGGAGAUAUGUUCUGAAUAUAUUUGGGAGUGCAUUAAGAGAAAGUUAUUAUUUCUAGGAAAUGGCUACGACAUUUCAAACAGUAAUGAACUCAUUGAGAAUGUUUGUAAAAAGUCCUCAUAUAGAUACUUCGUAUCAAAUGUACCUAUUAAAAGUGAGGAAAUAUCAAUGGAAAUCAAUUCUGGCAGAGAAAUUUCGGAAUGGCAGCGAACAAGGUACAAAACAGUGCAGUGGAAAAUGUUAGAAAAGGUGUUUGAUUCAUUUGCAAAUAGAUAUCCUGGAGGUUAUGAAAAAGCUAUCUCUAAGACAUUCAAGCUCCCAAAAUACAUGCAAUUAGCAAACUUCAAUAAUAGUGAAGAUAUUUUUACUGUUGAAGAGGAUUGUAAGAAAGCAAUGAGCUAUUUAAUUCGUCUUCAUUCGUGUGCCUCUAACUUCGUCAUUAUUUUUGGGAAAGUAACCGAAUUUUGUAAUUAUGUUUCACAAGCAUUCAAGCAAAGGAAUUCGUAG